GAGAAGAAGAGCCGUUUCCGGUGUGAGGUGUUGACGUUGAGCUAGCAGCAUGCUAGCUGUGCUGACGGGUUUGGGUUGUAGAAACGGUGAACUAAUCUUCAGGCAGAGAGUCUGAACCUUUAAUUUUUGUUUUUUCAAGAGAAAACGGUGAAACAAAGUAUGGUUCCUCCUGCUGGUGUGGAUCAGAAGGUUCUGCAGUAUGAAGCCUUCAUUAACGACGUCCUGAGGAGAGAUCUGCAGAAGGUGCUGGAGCAGAGGGACCAGGUCUAUGAGAAGAUCUCUCAGUACCUGCAGCUGAAGAACACCAUCCAGAGUCUGCAGGAGGCGGGCUCUCAGCAGCUAAAGGCCGACGUGGACCUCGGCUGUAACUUCUUCGUUCAGGCACACGUCAACGACUCGUCUAGGGUCUUCGUGGCGGUCGGGUUCGGGUUCUUCGUUGAGAUGACCCACGAUGAGGCGCUGCGAUUCAUCGACAAGAAGACGACUCAGCUGACAGUCUUCACUGAGCAGCUCACCAAAGACUCCGCCAAAAUAAAAGCCCAUAUCCGCAUGGUGCUGGAGGGUCUGCGGGAGCUGCAGGGGCUGAGUGACCUCCCAGAGAGCCAGAGACGAGAUGUUUUCUAGGCUUUCCACAUGAUGGACAUCUGCAGCGGUUCCUGCAGAAAAUGACAUGUACGGCUGCUGCUGCUGCUGCUGCUGCUGCUGCUCAGGUCUGAUCUGAGGAAGAGGAGGAGGAGGAGGAGGAAGGAGCCUCCUCAUUAGGAGAGCAAGUAUCCUGACCACUUAGCGGGACCGACUUCUCCUCAGGAAGGACACCAUGAUGCUACCUGUGACAUCCACUUCCUGUUGGUGGUGCUCCAGAGGAACUCCUCCACAUCAGAGACUUUUCAAAAUAAAGAGACUGGAGGGUUUUCUCUGUUAGAAAGGCAGUUUGCUGACGAACGUCUGCGAUCCGGAGAAGCAGCUGAAACAACGAUGUGAACAUCCUGAACUGUUUCUCACGGUUCCUAAUUUCUUUUAGUUUUUGUCUUUUCUGUCUGUUUUUUUCUAUUCUUGUUUUCCUUUUAUUGUAAGUUGAAUAAAGAAUCUGAGAAUAU
This is a messenger RNA of Fundulus heteroclitus (mummichog), 1097 nucleotides long. RefSeq names its product ubiquitously-expressed, prefoldin-like chaperone (gene uxt). Bases 160 to 624 code for a protein of 154 amino acids. The record is from RefSeq and is a predicted model, not a curated record. Gene Ontology annotation, biological process: negative regulation of transcription by RNA polymerase II. Gene Ontology annotation, molecular function: transcription corepressor activity. Lineage: Eukaryota; Metazoa; Chordata; Actinopteri; Cyprinodontiformes; Fundulidae. The transcript has 6 exons.